Messenger RNA from Penicillium griseofulvum, 2235 nucleotides. RefSeq names its product putative C6 transcription factor. Lineage: Eukaryota; Fungi; Ascomycota; Eurotiomycetes; Eurotiales; Aspergillaceae. Gene Ontology annotation, biological process: positive regulation of transcription from RNA polymerase II promoter by galactose; DNA-templated transcription. The record is from RefSeq and is a predicted model, not a curated record. Bases 1 to 2235 code for a protein of 744 amino acids. The transcript has a single exon. Gene Ontology annotation, cellular component: nucleus. Gene Ontology annotation, molecular function: RNA polymerase II cis-regulatory region sequence-specific DNA binding; copper ion binding; zinc ion binding.
AUGCCCCGGGCCAGCACUACCCCGGGAGCACGGCUCCGAUGCCGACGAGCCUGCGACAGCUGUAAAAGGCGGAAACAGAAAUGCAACGGCGAGCAGCCAUGUACAAUCUGCGUUCAGAGGCACAAGGAGUCAGAAUGCCAUUUCUCGGAUCGGCCCGCACGCCUACUCAAGCCAGACCCUAAGGACUCGACAAUAUUGCUCAGCGAGCGCGUGAUAGCAUCUCCGCAGCGGGAAACAGCAAUGGACCGCCUUUUAAACUCCAUUGAAGAUCAAGGAAUGAAUAUGGAACGUCAGGGAAAAGAUGAGAAGGAAGGGACGGCUCCCGUGCCAAAAGUGGCGCGGCUUCUACGCGAUGGUCAGGGAAAGUUUAUGUAUAUUGGUGAUUCGGCAAGUUUGUCGUUUUUACAGAGUCUGCGCCGUGUUGUUACGUCUUCCAUUGGCCGGUGUGAGUUCACCGAGGACAACUCACGACACUCAAUGCUCGAGGCCUUCCAGAGCAACCCAAGCACUCAGCCCGGAGCUCUAGUUACGCCACCAAGUAACGACGAUGCCCAAAAAUUAGCUUGUCAGUUCGUGCUUGCUACAAGCCCAUUGCUUGACUUAUUUGAUCUGGAAGAGUUCCACUCACGGCUAGCUAAUUGGGUUGCAAAUCCAACAGGUGACGAAGAUACCGUUAGCUCUAUCUUCUAUCUUGUCCUUGCCAUCGGAGCUCAGGUCUCCGAUAUUGAUCAGACAGUAGCUGAACAAUAUUUUGGCAGCGGUCGUCAAUUGGCGUUCUCGGCCUUUCAGGAAACUCCAAGCAUACACACCAUUCAAUCAUACAUUUUGGUUUCCAUGUAUAUGCUCGGCGCAUGCAGGCGCAACGGUGCAUUUAUGAACCUGGGGGUUGCCCUGCGUGCGGCCUACGCGGUAGGAAUCCACCGCAAGGAUGCAAACGCUCUAUUUUGUGGGCGUGAGCGCCGAGCCAGGGAGCGAGUCUGGAAGAGUCUUCGAAUGAUGGAUCUAUUCCUCAGCGCCUCCCUAGGACGCCCUCCCGCAACUUCAGACUAUGAUUACGACAUUCGUGAGGAUACUCCUAUACCAGGAAAAUCACAGUCACAUUUGGCCGCAGAUCAACAGCUUUCUAUUGCGGUGAUUUCGCUUUGUCGAAUAUUCGAGCGAAUUUUGACAGAUGUGUACAUGAAGCAAGUCAUAUCGAUAAAUGUUGCAGAGAAGAUAUCCAACCAACAUCGGGCAUGGGUUCGCACUCUGCCAGCAAUGCUCAAAAUGCAGACUGAGCGGCCCGAAAACAAAUCCAUGGAGAACAGCCUAGCUGCAGCUCAUGUGUUUGGGUCAUACUACUGGUCGAUCAUCCUAUUGACACGGCCAUUCCUCAUAUACCGUGUCGCCCAGUACGUCAAAGGGAAACCCGACUCAUCCUCUGAAAAUCGAAGCGGUAGCUCCCGAGUAUCCUUGUUUGCCGAUGCAUGUGUCUAUUCCGCACUCCGAGGUCUAGACGUGGUCGAUAAUCUCAGCCAUUAUACCUCCCUUCCACGUCGACUACCCUUCUUGAUCAACUCCGUUUUUAACUCUGUCAUCGUCCUCGGCGCUGCAUUCUUUGCCGACUACGAUAGUCUCCUCCCCCUAGAAGAAGGAAUGAACAAAGCCGAACGGUUCCUAGGGCUAUUUGUCCCGCACGAUCCACAUGCAUGCCGAUUUUUCCAGAUCAUCAAAUACCUCCGCGCUGCUGUAACCGAAUACGUUUCCCGGCGAAAUCGACAAUGGAUGGAUAGACGCAGCAAACAAGUCGACCAGCUCUUCGGUCAAGUUGGCGGUGACGAGGAUCGCAACUCCCCAGGGGCUCCACCUUUCACUGGCCCAAGUGAUAGUCACCAUUCUGCAUCUGCAACUGCAACUGCAUUAUCCCCUGCUUCCGACAAAUUGCCCCUUGGGACUCCAUCCUCUUACAUUCCCUCCCAACUACCCCCUCAAUCCCAAUUUUCAACCGACAACGAUGUUUGGGAAGCCCUGUGCAAUGGCUCAGACCCUACUGCGGCUCUGUCCUACGACGCAGCCAUUUCUGCGUUAACCACCUCUGGGAUCCCAGUUGGCUGCUCCCCCGGUGGAACUAUUCCCUCUGGUCCACCUGCGGUGUCCGGUCCAUCUCCGCUUUCUGACGUGAUGUUCCCGGAUAAUGGUCUGUUGUAUAUGGCUGAGGAUCUUCCGGUCUUUGGCAUCUGGGGGGAUGAGCCGUGA